Messenger RNA from Brassica oleracea var. oleracea, 2320 nucleotides. Its product is annotated as BTB/POZ domain-containing protein NPY3-like. NCBI's taxonomy places the organism in Eukaryota, Viridiplantae, Streptophyta, Magnoliopsida, Brassicales, Brassicaceae. Bases 495 to 2183 code for a protein of 562 amino acids. Gene Ontology annotation, molecular function: protein binding. The record is from RefSeq and is a predicted model, not a curated record. The transcript has 5 exons.
UCACUGAGACAAAUCUUGGGUAAAAAUAUAUAAAAAACAGUUGUUAUUCAUAUAAAAUCAAAUUUUUAAUAAAGUUAGGCUGAGUGGUGGAGGCGGUGGUGCUGAUUCAGAGAGUGGGGCAUUGGUAGAAGAGAGAGAGAGAGGGUAAAUAAAGGGGACAGAACAUUCUGAGGGUUUCAGAUUUGCACUAAGUUGAGAAAGGAGAUAGAAGAAAACAGCUCAUCUUCUUUGAUCCUCUCUGUUUUUCUUUUUUUAAACUUUUUAGGGUUUCUUACCUUUUUUUUUGUUGGAUUGCUGUUUUGUGUUUUGUCGGAUCUCUCUUGGAUUAGAGUUCUCUGCUUAAAACUAGCAGCCCACACUUUUUCCCCAGUGUCUUUGUGUUUUUUUUUUCACUCCAUAAUUACAAAGAAGGCUUCUCUUUCCACCAAAGAUUCAGCUUAAGACAAAGAGAGAGCACAACAAUCUUCUGAAACCUCUUUCUGGUUAGAGGAAAAAUGAAGUUUAUGAAACUUGGAUCCAAACCUGAUUCAUUUCAGUCUGAAGAAGAUUGCAUAAGGUAUGUAGCAUCCGACUUAGCCACCGAUGUAGUUGUAAACGUUGGAGACGUGAAGUUCUAUCUUCAUAAGUUUCCUCUUCUGUCCAAAAGCGCACGUCUUCAAAAAUUAAUAGCCGCAACGAUCAACGAACAACAACAACCAGACGACGAAAUAAGCAUUCCCGACAUCCCUGGAGGACCUCAAGCGUUCGAGAUAUGCGCCAAGUUCUGCUACGGCAUGACCGUGACCCUCAACGCCUACAACGUCGUAGCCGCGCGUUGCGCGGCCGAGUACCUCGAGAUGUACGAGUCGGUCGAAACCGGGAACCUCGUUUACAAGAUCGAGGUGUUCUUGAACUCGAGCGUUUUGAGAAGCUGGAAAGACUCCAUCAUCGUUCUCCAGACGACGAGAUCGUUUCAUCCGUGGUCUGGAGAUGCGAAGAUCGAUGCAAGGUGUUUGGAGUCUAUCGCUUCGAAAGCCGCGGUGGAUCCAGCGAGGGUAGAUUGGUCUUAUACGUAUAACAGAAGAAAGCUUAACAAUGGCGUGGUGCCUAUAGAUUGGUGGGUGGACGAUCUAACCGAGCUUAGUAUAGAUUUAUACAAGAGAGUUGUUUCGAGUAUAAGAAGAAAAGGUGGUGUUUCACCUGAGGUUAUAGGAGACGCUCUUGAGGUAUAUGCAGCGAGGAGAAUCCAAACGGAUGAUCACUGUCAUGAUGUGGAGGAACAGAGAUGUUUGUUGGAAACAUUGAUCUCGUUGCUGCCUGGUGAGAAACAGAGCGUUUCUUGUGGGAUCUUGAUCAAGCUGUUGAAGUCAUCUGUUUCUCUGGAGUGUGGAGAAGACGUGAGGAAGGAGUUGAGUAAGAGAAUAGGAGAGAAGCUAGAGGAAGCCAAUGUGGAUGAUCUCUUGAUUAGAGCUUCCGAUGGAUGUGAAACAGUCUAUGACGUUGACAUCGUCGAGACCUUAAUCGAUGAGUUUAUUACGCAGUCGGAGAAAAGAGACGAGGUUGGUUGUUCAGACAGCUCGAAAGCAGUUGUGGCAAAGCUAAUCGAUGGAUACUUGGCUGAAAUAGCGAGAAUCGAACCGAAUCUCUCUCCUUUAAAGUUCAUUGCAAUUGCCGAAAAGGUUUCGAGUUUCCCGAGAUCGUCACACGAUGGAGUUUAUCGUGCCAUUGACAUGUUCUUGAAGGAACAUCCAGGAGUAACAAAGAGCGAGAAGAAGUCUAUAUGCAGAUUAAUGGACUGCCGGAAACUAUCACCGGAGGCAUGCGCUCACGCCGUGCAAAACGAACGGUUACCUUUACGUGUCGUUGUGCAGAUCCUCUUCUUCGAGCAGGUGCGAGCUACAGCGAAACCUUCUCUUCCACCUAGCGGCUCUCACGGGAGCUCGAGGACGACGACGGAAGAAGAGUGUGACUCAGUCACGGCCACGGAGGAGACAAGGACGACGAGAGACAAGACAAAUGGUUCUGAGAAGACCAAGGCUAAAGGAGUUGUGAUGUCUCGGAUUUUCUCGAAGCUUUGGACUGGUAAAGACAGAGAUGGUGUCGGAGAUGUUAGCAGCUCAGAUACGUCUGAAAGUCCUGGCUCAGCUACCACCAUCGAUGAUAAAUCAACGCCGUCGACUCGCCGGAGAAGAUCAUCGUCUUGACUUUAGUCUUUUUUUGGUUUUCUUAAUUAGGCUUCCUAUUAAGCUAACUUGUUUUAGAUCAAAAUGGGCUUGGUUUAAAAUCACGGCCCAUUAAUAAUUAUAAGCCCAUCUAUUAAGGAUGAUAAUUCGGGAAAUCU